CAUAUGCUGCUUGUGUAAUCUGUCAAGUUUGUUUGGGUUUUACGCCCGGAAUCAGUGAUUCUACUCCUUUGGGGACUUUAUCCUGGCCAGAGAUGAACGAUUUCAAUCACAAGAGUGUUUUUGUGUUGGAUCACACCCCCUACUUCGGAAUCUCGAGUCAGACAAGCGUAAAUCUCGAGUUUCUGGGCUCCAAAGCCAUCCUCCUGCCACCUUCGCCGCUUCCCAUCAUCUCCAAGAGCCUCUGGACCUGCUCCGUGGAGGCUUCAGUAGAGUACUGUCGAAUUGUGUGGGAUCUCUUCCCUCAGGGAAAAUUUGUCCGCUUCAUUGUGAGUGAUAGUGCUGCCCAUAUUGUAAAUACCUGGAAUGCCACGACUCAGAACACGGUACAUGUCCUCAAUGCCAUGUCCAUGAUUGGGACUCCGCCCAGGUCUACGGGACAGGUCACUGAGUAUUCAGUGAUUCAUGGGCUCAGGGCGGCUAUUGAGGCACUAGCAGAACCUACAGAAUUCCAGAGGGAAUGCGUAUCCAAUAUCCAUUCCGGAGACGGCAAAAAGUUGAUCAAUCGUGGCAGGAUCAUCUGUAUCACUUCAGCCAGGGAUGAUGCCAGCAUGAAGAGCCUGGAGGAUAUUGUCCAUACAGUGCUCAUUCAGCAGAAUUCCAUUUCCAGCAGCCAUGAGGAUUCCUUUGUCAUUUCCCACGUCCAUCUGGUCAUUGUGAACAUCUGCCCAUCCAAUGCUGAACUCCUUGUCUCCAAUCGACCCCUGAGGGACAUCUCGCCCAUUUUCAAGUCUGAAAUACACUCUGUAAGAGCCUCGGACAUCUCCAAUCUCCUGACCCAUUUGAUUCUGUCGCAUUAUGAUCUGGCCAGUACCACAGUCACGGGGAUUCCCAUGAAGGAGGAACAGAAUGCCAGUUCCAGUGCCAAUUACGACGUUGAGAUUUUUCAUAGCAGCAUCGCUCACUCCGUAAUCCUGGGAAAUGAAUUAGUUCUGCCCAAGAGCACGAAGGAGGGAGCUAAUUAUGAGACAGUCACCCUCAAAUGGUGCACUCCUCGUGGCUGUGGAUCCUCAGAGAUGCAACCAUGCCUGGCACAGUACCGAGUCACUCCCGUGGAUGUCACUUCCAGGCCCAGUUCCUGCCUCAUCAAUUUCCUCCUGAAUGGGCGUUCAGUUUUGCUGGAGAUGCCUAGGAAGUCCGGAGGAAAGCUGACGAGUCAUCUUCUGUCUGCCCAUGGAGGUGAAAUCUUUAUUCACUCCCUGAGUAUCGCUAGGAGUUCCCUCGAAGAUCCUCCAUCAAUCUCAGAAGGCGUUGGCGGAAGGAUAACUGACUACCGGAUCCCGGACUUUGGAAUGCUGAUGCAGAGAUUCAAACUGAUUCCUCUGAGGCAGCUCGCAGAGCGCCCAAAGGAUGAGAAUCUGUCAAAGUUGCGAAGGAAGCUGUACAGAAGCACAAAAUACUGGCCAAUAACCCUUGGAUCGACAAUUCUCUACAGUGUCCGGCAGUUUGUCGAUCCUCUGCUGUCCCUUAUCACGAAACCCGAACUGACAGACGAAGAUAUCAUCCAGUGUCAGCAGGUAGUGUACAAUCUAGUGAGCCUGGAAGCCAGACAUGAGCAUCUUCCUCUUCCCAGCAUGGGACACAGGCUAAAGGGCAGCAAAAAAGAGGACCAAUACCGACUCUUCUGGUCAGAACUAGAAAUCCUCGUGGCCACUUCCGGAACCUCCAAGGGACACAAAACUGUUCUGGCUUGCAUCCGGGAAUGUAGAUCACGUGGCUCAGAUUCCGCAGAGAAAUUCACAUUUGAUGCAACUCACCGGGAAUUUGAUACGCAGGAAGCAACACACAAAAGCAACGUGAUCAGAGCCACAACAGACUCUCCAAUGUCACCUCCGUCAGCCGUGGACAUGUCAGCGAUUGGGAAGAAGUUCUCGAGUGGCGAAAACAAAUCACUCCUGGACAUAAUAACUGCAUCGGAGAAAAAUGCAACGCAGAAGAGACUCGACUUUGGUGGCAGAUUGUGCACUCCGGCCGGACAAAUAGCCAAGCUCUAUCCCAAUUUGGGAGCCAAGGAAGCACCAGCGAGGGAUGCAGAAAUUAAAUAAAAGCCAGAAAUGUUAAAUAUAUCAUGAUUUUAUUGAAA
Phlebotomus papatasi is the source of this 2140-nucleotide messenger RNA. It is a transcript of the gene asun, whose product is annotated as protein asunder. Bases 93 to 2102 code for a protein of 669 amino acids. The record is from RefSeq and is a predicted model, not a curated record. The transcript has a single exon. Gene Ontology annotation, cellular component: integrator complex. Gene Ontology annotation, biological process: centrosome localization; regulation of mitotic cell cycle. Lineage: Eukaryota; Metazoa; Arthropoda; Insecta; Diptera; Psychodidae.